Molecule: messenger RNA, 1540 nt
Organism: Asterias rubens (European starfish)
Lineage: Eukaryota; Metazoa; Echinodermata; Asteroidea; Forcipulatida; Asteriidae
Product: 1,2-dihydroxy-3-keto-5-methylthiopentene dioxygenase-like
Exons: 4
Coding region: 169-711 (180 amino acids)
Molecular function (GO): acireductone dioxygenase [iron(II)-requiring] activity
Source: RefSeq, a predicted model, not a curated record
GUCAAGGUUACUCUCCAUGCCACGACCCGUUGGAACUUGGCCUAGUGAUACAUGUAUCACUUCUGGAUGUGAAACUAAAGCAUUUAAGGCCUAAUCUAUCUUCUUAGUGUGUUUUUCGCCGCUCGGAAAAAAAUUAAAUUAAAAAUCUCAUUUAUCUCGCUGUUUAGAAUGGUUUGCGCUUGGUAUAUGGACAAAUCUGAUGCGGAUCAGAGGGAGCCGCAUAAACCUGAAAAUCUGCAAAUGGUGGAGUUGGACUUCCUGAAAUCAUUUGGUGUUCUGUACUGGAAGCUUGAUGUGGACAACUUGGAGGGUGAGGGCCUUCUGGCCAAGAUAAGAAAAGAUCGGGGCUACACAUAUGAAGACACCAUCUCCGUGUCCAAGGAGACACUGCCAAACUAUGAAGAAAAAAUCAAGUCUUUCUUUACGGAGCACAUGCACUCGGAUGAGGAGAUUCGAUUAAUCUUAGAGGGCACUGGGUACUUUGAUGUACGGGACAAGGCGGAUCAGUGGAUUCGUAUUGAGAUGGCUAAGGGCGACAUGAUUACACUGCCUGCUGGGAUCUACCACCGCUUCACCCUUGACACCAAGAACUACAUAAAAGCCAUGCGUUUGUUUGUUGGAGAACCAGUGUGGACUCCAAUCAAUCGGCCUGCAGAUGAACACCCUCAGCGCAAGGGAUACGUGCAGAGCUUGGAGACAGGAACUUGGUAGAUCGAAUCAUGAUCAAGCAAGCCACCGAGUGGUACAUGUACAUGAUUGGCAGACUUCGCCUCCGUCCGUUAACAGCGCUAGCCACCAACCCGGUCAUUACCACGCAGUGAAGACCGGGUCCUCGCACUGUUAAUCCCUAAGUAUUGUAUGGUCCAAUGGACUUUGUGUUUGUCAAUACUGGGGUCUGUGCCAACUGGAAUGUUUUUCUGCGUCUAGCACAAAACCUGCCCAACAUUUGAGAUGCUUAAUUAAAAAUGUAUUUUUCUAACAAACAGUAUUUUAAUAAAAAUGUAGAAGCCACAAAUGAUGUUCUGAAGUUCGGACACCCCUACAAAUGCAUGGUCCUAAUGCUUUAUGCCGGUUUAAUUAUAGUCGCUCGUGCGAUGGUCUUGCGAUGGAAAUCGUGGCGUGCGAUCCUAAAAAUCACAGUUUGUAGUCAUCGCUGAGGCCUAUUAACUGUGUUUUUUAUGAUCGCGCGUCAAGAUUUCCAUCGUGCGACCGACUAUAAACUGGCCUCUACCCUUAACCUACAUGUAGUCAGUAGGGGUUAUUAUACCAGUCCAGUGUUUUGCAAGAAGCUUCAAACUUUUAUCUCGUAUCAAACUUUUAACUUCAAUUCUCAACGAAUUGAAAAAUAUUUGUAUGCAUCAGUUAAAAAUUGAAAAUGCAGUGAGGUGUUGGUAUUAUUAAAAAUGCAAGAUCGCCGGACUUGUACGGUCAACAGUUAACUGGUCCUGUUUUAAAAUCACUGGCCGGGGGGAACACAUUGCCUUGGAUCAAUCGAGUUGGUCUUUGAAAAGCGUUUGUAACUGUUGGUUAUAAAAUGCAU